Brassicogethes aeneus is the source of this 1473-nucleotide messenger RNA. The record is from the annotation of a GenBank genome assembly. Lineage: Eukaryota; Metazoa; Arthropoda; Insecta; Coleoptera; Nitidulidae.
AAAUAACAUAGCUGUCAAACGUAAGAGGUUAUGUGCAUAAUUACAAAAACAAAUGGAUUAGUUAGUUAACAAAUUAAAAUGGCUAAAAAUGCCGAACUAUUUAUUUGUUUAAUAGUGGUUAUAUCAUCUCUACUAGUUUAUAUAUUAAAUGUAUGGCUAUUAAACACGGAUUUAGUGCAAAAUCCUCCAGAAGACUACAGUUGGAUUAUACAUGGAUUUCGGAAUAUUUUGGGAUACGCGACGUUAUUUCUACCUGGAUAUCUGGUGUAUAAAUAUCUUAGUAAGACAAAUUACUUAAAUAAAAGUGGAAGAGGGGUUUUUGGAGGGAUUAUAAGGACUUUGUAUGCCGAAAAUGAAUUAAUACCAGAGACACAAGCCAGUCAAACGGCUGCAGAACUCCGGACACCAUUACAAACUGCUGUAUUGUUAAUAUGUUAUUUUGGUGGAUUGCAAAUUUCAUAUCUAUCAUGGGCAUUAUUACAAGAAAAAGUUAUGACACAAAAAUAUGAAAAUGCUGAGGGAGAAGUGGAAUACUUUAAGGAUUCACAAUUUUUAGUUUUUGUUAAUAGGAUUUUAGCAUUUGUAAUGGCUUCAAUAAUUUUAUUUUGUACAAGACAACCAAGGCACAAAUGUCCACUCUACAAAUAUGUAUUUUGCUCUUUUUCAAAUAUUAUGAGUUCUUGGUGUCAAUAUGAGGCAUUAAAAUAUGUGGCUUUUCCACAUCAAGUUCUUGCCAAAGCAAGCAAAACCAUUCCAGUAAUGAUAAUGGGUAAAGUCAUGUCUAAAACCAAAUAUGAAUACUAUGAAUAUGUUACUGCAGGAAUUUUAUCAAUAGGUAUGCUGUUUUUCAUGCUGGACACUGGCAAUGAUAAGGCUAAAUCAACUGUUACUACAUUUUCUGGUGUAAUAAUACUUUGUUCAUACAUUAUUUUUGAUAGCUUUACCUCUAAUUGGCAAGGGAGCCUUUUUAAAAGAUAUGAAAUGAAACCCAUACAAAUGAUGUGCUUUGUAAAUUGUUAUUCCUGCAUUUUUACUGCUGUAUCACUUUUACAGCAGGGAGGUUUUUUCACUUCACUCAAUUUUAUCAUCAAAUAUCCAAAUUUUCUUGUAGAUGCACUUCUGCUUUCUGUUUGCUCAGCUGCUGGUCAACUUUUUAUUUUUAAGACUGUUGCAACAUUUGGCCCCUUAGUUUUUGUAAUUAUUAGUACAAUUAGGCAGGGCUUCUCUGUGUUACUUAGUUGUUUAGUGUAUCAUCAUGAAGUCCAUGCAUUGGGAAUAUUUGGAAUUUCAUUAGUUUUUCUUAGUAUUUUGCUAAGAAUUUAUUGUGAUUAUAGAAUAAAAUCUCUGAAAAAGCAACAUGCUGGCAUUGUUAAGAAUCAAAUUAAUUUAAAAUAAUUGUAUAGUACAAUAAUAUAAUUUUAUUUAUACUGUAGAAUAAAUUUAUACACAUUAUUUAUGUAAUUUUAUGUUAGG